GCAAGCAUAUGUCUGCUUCUUUCAUGUUACGACUAGGACCUGGGACGGCGCGUCCGAUAGCUGGUCUUGUUCAGGACACUAAACACUACAAUGAAUACCACUUACUGAGUGUUUGCCGAUUGAAUCUCACAGCGGUACAGCAUUCGUCUGUCUUAUUGUUUAUUCAAUAGGGAGUAAGACUUUGAAGCAGCACAAAGCGUUGAUACAAUGGCUACGUUGAAGAACUCAGCUCUCCUUCCAUGAUCUGUGAUCUAACUUUGUUACUGGAUAAAACUAGGAGGACGCAAUGAGGUUCUGAUAAGGUUAUCCUAUGUCGGCUGCGGAAGUAUGAAACUUCAUCAUUCAAGAUGGCGAAAAUAGGAAUCCUUGUUGGGUUGUCGUUCUUGGUAUGUUUCAGCAAUGAUGUGUCAGCAGACAAAGAGUAUCAGAUUUGCAUCAAUAAGAGUGCGCCAAUACUGACAGAUGAGCAGAGAUUGUACAUGUCCCUGAUGGCUGGGUACGACAGACACACCCGUCCUGUCUACAACGCCUCUCACUCCGUCGACGUAUACAUUGGCAUUACAUUAACACAGGUCUUUGACGUGGACGAGAAAAACCAGGUGUUAACUACAAAUAUUUGGCUAGAUCAGGAAUGGAAGGAUGAGAAGCUGUACUGGGAUCCGGACGAGUACAACGGCUUGAAAGUUCUGAGGAUUCCAUGCAGCGAGAUUUGGAAACCAGAUAUCGUGCUUUAUAACAGCGCCGAGGACUAUACAAACGGCUAUAUGCAGGCUCUUGCUAUGGUACAAGCCGAUGGCACUGUCUUCUGGCCUCCUAUCGUCAAACUUAGAAGCACAUGUCAGAUUGACAUCACUUACUUCCCGUUUGAUGAUCAAGUCUGCAAAAUGAAGAUAGGUUCGUGGGCAUAUGACGGCUUUCAGGUCAACGUCUACAACAGGUCAGCAACGGCAGUGGACCUGUCAAAUUAUGUAGAAAAUGGAGAAUGGGACUUAGUGAGCGUGGAAGCAAUCCGGAAUGUCGUGUACUACCAGUGUUGUCCAGAACCGUUCCCUGACGUCACCUUCACCAUUCAUCUCCGUCGUCGUACCCUGUACUACACUUACAACGUCAUAACGCCUUGUAUUAUGUUGUCGACGCUGACGUUAUUGGUUUUCUGGAUGUCUCCUGAGAGUGGAGAAAAAGUCACAUUGGGGUUGACGGUUCUUCUUGCGUUCUCGGUGUUCAUGCUGCUUAUUGCUGAGAAUAUGCCCGCAACGUCAAGCUUCGUGCCUCUCAUAGGUAUCUAUUUGACAAGUGUGAUGUCCUUGACAUCUUUCUCGGUAAUCCUGGCGGUGACGGUGUCUAACAUCAGCAGUCACGGGAAGAAAGAAAUCUCAGUCCCGAGAUGGCUCAAGAAACUUGUUACCAUCCUCGCGAGAAUUAUGUGCAAAAGACUGUACUUCAUCAAGCCAGUAUUAGCUAACGAGGGAGAGGUUCUUCGAAGUGGAAUGCGGGGCGGCAGGCAGUUUUACAAAGGAACUGAAAAUAACUUUUCAAACGAUUCUGGUUGUGGCUUAAUAGAUUACGAAAAUGGCGAACCAACGUCUCAUAGAAGAUUAGAUAACGUGAACACUCGGCGAGAGUAUAGAAACGUUGGUGACUUUGACGAGGUUUUGGCGAGGCUUCAAGAACUGAUUUUUCGAGAGGAGGAAAAAGAGAAGGAAGACAACAUGUGCCGGGAAUGGCAAGAAGCUGCGGAAGUGAUCGACAGAUUUAUGUUCUGGGUGUUUAUCACAGGUACAGUAUCAGUGACUAUAGUUCUACUUAUUGUCUUGCCAAUGACAAAAGCAGAGAAAACAACGUGAAUGUUAAAGUUAGUGCAUCCAGCUUGAAAUGAUUCACUUCCAACGAACGGUUUAAGGUGUAUUUUGAUGCUUUCGGGAGAUGUUCAGUUGAAUAACAAAUGAUCCAAGUGCGUCGUUUGAAUGGAAAAUCCGCAUGUGUUUGGAUACAAUUAUUUUGUGAUGCCCCAAGCUUAGAUGUGACUUUUCUGAUUAUUGGUUUUGUGUUACCCAAAUUCAUUUCACCCAACAUACCAUUACAUAGUUACAUCAACAGUGGCUGUAUCUGUUUUGUAUAAUUAUAUUAUUACAGUCUUCAAAACGUUAUAAUCGUUGUAUAUAUGCGUACACGUGUUCUCGGUAUAACCGAGGAAGAACUGUCCCAAAUAUUGCUUUCCCUUUUCACACUAUUUCUCAAUUAACGCCUUCCCUACCGUACUGUAAACUAAUUUCUCUCGUAUGACUAGUUGCGUAAUGUAACCAAUGAAGUUCUAACCUAUUUAGGACCAGAUCAAUAAGCUAGAAGACAUAGUUAGACUAACAAAUAUGUAAAAGUAUAUUUUAGAUACACCAAAGACAUAGUGUAUGGAAUAUAAAUGUAGAACAUUGUUGUAAAUAAAGAAAUGUGUAUUUUU
This is a messenger RNA of Haliotis rubra (blacklip abalone), 2455 nucleotides long. Its product is annotated as neuronal acetylcholine receptor subunit alpha-10-like. NCBI's taxonomy places the organism in Eukaryota, Metazoa, Mollusca, Gastropoda, Lepetellida, Haliotidae. The record is from RefSeq and is a predicted model, not a curated record. The transcript is spliced from 7 exons. The coding region runs from base 348 to 1844 and encodes 498 amino acids. Gene Ontology annotation, cellular component: synapse; neuron projection; postsynaptic membrane. Gene Ontology annotation, molecular function: transmembrane signaling receptor activity; acetylcholine-gated monoatomic cation-selective channel activity. Gene Ontology annotation, biological process: signal transduction; monoatomic ion transmembrane transport; nervous system process.